AUGCACCAGAACCACCAAGGCAUGGACUUUUCGCAUUCACCACAAUUCUUCUCUGAAAUGGGCAUGCCAAUGCACGCUUCAAUGCCAAACAUGGCACUCAUGGACGAAAAUACCCCUCGGUAUUUCCAAGCCACUCACAUCGUCCAUCCACCUCAGAGCAAUGGCAUGUCCUUUGACGCCAGAAGAAUGUCGCAACCGGAUCUGCGUGUGCAGACUCAGUUGCGGCCACACACACCUUCACACCAAAUCCAGAGUGCAGCACAAUUCCCUCUUACACCUCCCUUCAGCCAGCAUAACUCGGCAGUCCAAUACUCUCGAUCGCUUCAAACAUCACCUGCAAUGCAGUCACCCUAUCCAGUACCUAUGGCACGAGGCAGGUCCUUGCAAGGUAUCAUCGAAAACGAAGAGUUCAAGCCUGCAUUUCUGUCAACACCUACCGGUACAUCUUUUGAAGUGGCCGAUUUGCCGACUCCAGCAAGUCGGAGACGAGUUCGAAGCCCACUACUGCCACAACAUUCCGAGCCCACCAAGGUAAAGGUAGAGUCGAGAGCAGCGGACGAAGAGCUAGAUUUCGACAGCGAUUCAUAUGCUCCCAGACUGGAGCAGAAUGGUGUACCAAUCCUGACCUCCUGGCAAGCUCCUGAAGGUAGCUCUUCGCCAGGUAGACCGGCCCUCUCACCUCGCCGCAUGUCAAUAUCAGACCUCAACCUGGAGCCAGGCAUCCAAGCCUCGAUCGAGGAGACGAACAUCACUCUUGAUGACAUUGCCCAGUACAUAGACGGCCCAGAUCCUGUGGACAACAAGUGGACUUGCAAUUUUGACGGUUGCAACAAGAAAUUCGGUCGCAAGGAAAACAUCAAAUCCCACGUUCAGACUCAUCUCGGCGACCGACAAUUCCGAUGCGACCACUGCAAGAAGUGCUUCGUCCGCGGCCAUGACCUCAAGCGACAUGCCAAGAUUCACACCGGCACCAAGCCCUAUCCCUGUCUUUGUGGUAACUCCUUCGCUCGCCACGACGCUUUAACAAGGCAUCGCCAGCGAGGAAUGUGCAUCGGCGCAUUUGAUGGCGUAGUCAAGAAGAACAUCAAGCGAGGCCGACCCAGGAAACACAGACCUGAGAUGGAAGACCGCCUCGACAAGGCCAGCCGAACCAGGCAAAAGACCAGUGAAGCACACGAUGCGUACGCAUCGUCGAACUCGAGCUACUCCAAUUCAAGCUGGGGAUCGCCGCCUACCGAAAACAUGGACAACCUCAGCAUCAGAGGUCCUUCGCCCUUCGAGGACAUGGCGCUAUUCGGCAUGCCUCAGCACCACACCAUGACCAUGGAUCAGAUGAUGGGUUUCCCGCCUGACAUCUUUUCGUUCACACCACCAGCCAGUCCAGGAUACUCGACAGGCAACAAGCCUACGCCGAACUACCGAGAACUGACCCCAGCCGAACUAGGUGACAUCCCUGACCUGCAUCCCAGUGAGCCAUCGCAGAUGCUACCAGACCUCCCUGUCAUGGAUCCAAGUCUCUCUGUCAUGAGCGCGGUCAAUGGCUUCUCGGGUCACAGCCUCCCCAGUCUGUCGCACUCGAGCUCUUCGCCCGCCGCUGACGUCGUGGCCUUUGACUUUUCUGACAUGCCCACGGACACUUCGAGCACGAUGAUGUCUCAAUCGUCACAGUUCCAAAUGAAGCUCGACCCAGAUAAGAACGACUUUGAUACCUUCCUCGACUAUGGCAGCAUGGAAAUGGGGCUGGACCCCUCGAUCCAAGACUUCUUCACGACUUGA
Messenger RNA from Exophiala viscosa, 1776 nucleotides. RefSeq names its product regulatory protein SWI5. NCBI's taxonomy places the organism in Eukaryota, Fungi, Ascomycota, Eurotiomycetes, Chaetothyriales, Herpotrichiellaceae. Bases 1 to 1776 code for a protein of 591 amino acids. Gene Ontology annotation, molecular function: RNA polymerase II cis-regulatory region sequence-specific DNA binding; DNA-binding transcription factor activity, RNA polymerase II-specific. The record is from RefSeq and is a predicted model, not a curated record. The transcript has 2 exons. Gene Ontology annotation, biological process: regulation of transcription by RNA polymerase II.